CCAAGCCAAAUAUGCACAAAUUUAAAACUUGAGUAAAUAGCUUCAGGAAUAAAUCCAAAAAUCUUAUCCCAGAAGUUACUGAAGAAGAGCUAAGCCAAGAAGCUCCUCGGGUUAUCACACCUAAGAAGGUUAGCAAGUUCCAGCGGUCUGAAGAGAAAUAUCUUAAGCAAAUCCCAGUUGCAUACGAGGUGGACCAACAAAUCUUGGCAAGAUCUGAAGAGAAGCGAAUACGACUUCCUAGACAAGCUACACAUACAGUUAAGAACAGGAGGAUACUGAAGACUUACUUGAAAUCUAACCUGAGACUAAGAACAUUCAUCCCUCUCAAGUCUCACCAGAUAACCGCUAGCAAUGUUGUUCACAAUAUUAGAGAUGAAGAGUCCUACCUUCCCCAAAGGAACGAUACCUUUCACACACGAGAGAGCACGAGUAGCAGGAUCUCAGGGGCAUACAUAUGAUCGGAGCACAAGAUUAGAGCCAGUAGCAACUGAAAUAAUCAUCACAAAACAAGCUGCUUAGCCCGGUCGAUCCCUCGUAAUGGUCAUAUAGCUCACCUUGGACAUAACAGCAGGAUGUCACUGAGCAAGCCCCUGUUCUACAAGAGAAACAGAGGAUAGUAUCAUCACUAAUGAGUACAUAAAAAUGGUCCCUUGAGUCACUACUAAUUAGAAAUCCCUUAUGCAGUCCAUGCACGGGAAUUCUUUCAAAAAUACAACCGAAUCGGUACCAAGAGGGAUUUAGACACACCCAAUAUUUUUGUACGAAGUGCCGAGCAGAAAAUGCUUAAUGAUCCAACAAGUCUGAUCCGAUGCUAGAAAAUUCUGAAUCUGCUUAACUGAAACAAGUCUGGUCUUAGAUUUACAGUCUUAAAAUCUUAAAGCUACAAUGACUACAACAACCAAACAAGUUUGUGAAUGGUUUUUAUCCCAAAUUCACCAAAUUAGAA
Moneuplotes crassus is the source of this 946-nucleotide messenger RNA. NCBI's taxonomy places the organism in Eukaryota, Ciliophora, Spirotrichea, Euplotida, Euplotidae. The record is from the annotation of a GenBank genome assembly.